Molecule: messenger RNA, 2091 nt
Organism: Copidosoma floridanum
Lineage: Eukaryota; Metazoa; Arthropoda; Insecta; Hymenoptera; Encyrtidae
Gene: Cadps
Product: calcium-dependent secretion activator 1
Biological process (GO): synaptic vesicle exocytosis; dense core granule exocytosis
Source: RefSeq, a predicted model, not a curated record
UCCGUCCUGGCAGUUCGCAUCUGCUCCCGUCUACUCUGACCAGCUUCUUGUUUUUGGCCUCAUUUUCUUUUUUUCCUUUUUUUUUUUUUUCACGUUCCCAAACGACCGGCUCAUUUGGAUGAACAAACAAAAAAAAAACAGGAAAGCUCGCGAGGAAAAAAGCUCGCUCGCCGGUGGUGGUGAAAGUAUACUCCUGGGACGGGGGAAAAAAAAGUAUCGUUGCCGAAGCGAAAGAAGAAUCGGUGGCACGUACACGCGCAGCAUGAGGACGAGGAGGCAGUGAGCCGAGGAGAUUACCUCGGCACAGCAACAAGAACGGGAGCAGAAAAGAUUGAAAAAACAGACUAAAAACCAUCCGAGCAGGGUCCACCAGAGAAAUCCAUACAAAACGGAUCAGCCGUCAAUCAGAUAUUCACAAGCGGCAAUCGCUGCGUCGGCGGCAAAACUGGCGACGUCGAGGACGACGAGUGCAAGGGGCCUAUCGCGGUGAUCCCGCUAGGGGGCGCGGUCAGGCGUCCAUAAACGCAAUACGCGAGUGGCGCAGCUCUUGGAACGUACAAACAAGCCAAGAGCUCAGCCAGCCCAAAAUCCUUUGGGAGGCGCAUCAAAUAAGCCGGCUUCGGCGUCUGCGCGGCUCCACGCUCAACGAACGUUGGGGGUGGGGGGGGGAGAGGUCGAGGGCCUGCUUGUGGCAUAUAACUGCAAACACAGAUAUAUAUACACAGAUAAGGCUCGCCUGAGACCAUGAUCGAUCCAAGCUCCUCUGAGGAGGACAGUGAGGAGGACCAACACGUCCACCAGGCCGUUGGUGGUAGGGGCCGUGGCGGGUCGUCCCAUCAUCAUGGGGCGGCGACUGGAGGCCCCGGGGCUGGUCACGGUGCCCGCUACCACGCUGUCGGUGGGGUGACGGGUCCCGCUGGUGGUUCGAUCGGAGGUGGCCAUGCGGGUGCCGGCGGCAUGGGCAGUCCUGGGGGCCCGGGUUCGAUGGGACAGGGUUCACCGGGCCCGGCAGGUCUUGCCGCCGGCGUCGUUGGGUCGCAUCAUCAUGGCCGUGGAGGCGCCAAGGCUGGCCUAAUGAUAGCGGCAGAGCAGGACGCGGCUCUGUCUGGUCAGUCGGGCCUCGAUGUGCCCGGCGGCCACAGUGCCAGGAAUUCUCUGUCGCCAUCGAUGAGCGCGCACCAGGAUGCGGCCAACUACGCGGGCAAAGCUGGUCAGAGGCCCAUCAGUCCGUCGCCUUCCGUCGCCAGCGAGAAGACUGAGCAGGAACUGCAGGAUAAACAAGAGCGUGAGGAGGAAGAGAGAAAAACGAGGCUUCAGUUAUACGUGUUUAUUUCGAGGUGCAUCGCAUACCCGUUCAAUGCAAAACAACCAACGGAUUUGACAAAGAGGCACAUGAAAAUCACGAAACAGCAACUGGAAACGCUGUGUUCCCGCUUUCAGAGCUUUUUGAAAGGCGAGACAAACAUAAUGGCCGACGAGGCUUUCCACAACGCGAUUCAGAAUUACUUUGACGUAUUUCUGAAGUCAGAGCGGGUGGUGCGCAUGGUGCAGAGCGGCGGUUGCUCACAGCACGAUUUCCGCGAGGUAUUCAGGAUCAACAUCGAGAAGCGUGUCCGGAGCCUCCCGGAAAUCGACGGUCUGAGCAAAGAGACUGUGCUUACGUCCUGGCUGGCCAAGUUUGAUUGUAUCUUCAAGGGUACCGGUGACGAUGACACCAAGAGGCCAUCUAGGAUGCAACAGCAGUCGCUGAAUUCCGAGCUGAUACUGUCGAAAGAACAGCUCUAUGAUAUGUUCCAACAAAUACUUGGCGUUAAGAAAUUUGAGCAUCAAAUAUUGUUCAACGCCCUCCUGUUGGAUUCAGCCGAUGAACAGGCUGCCGCCAUCAGGAGGGAGUUGGACGGCCGCGUGUCGAUUGUAAACGAAAUGGCAGCGGGUCCACCAGAGAAAUCCAUACAAAACGGAUCAGCCGUCAAUCAGAUAUUCACAAGCGGCAAUCGCUGCGUCGGCGGCAAAACUGGCGACGUCGAGGACGACGAGUGCAAGGGGCCUAUCGCGGUGAUCCCGCUAGGGGGCGCGGUCAGGCGUCCAUAA